UAGUCAGUGUGCCAAUCAAAAGUCGCGUCCUUUCUCUUUUUUAUUUUUAUUUUUUUAUUUUGAUGUCUAAUACACCUACUAUUACUUCACCUCGUCAAGGCAUAGCAACACCACCCAAGACACAAGAUGAUCAACUACCUCAUUUAUUAUCCCUUAAAGUCAUGCGACUCUCUCGUCCUCAAUUAACAGCCACUUUACCUAUCUAUUAUGAAUCAACCACAUCAUCGCCUCUUCUCGAAGGACUCGAUUCACUCAACAUAUCAGACUUGACAGCCUCUCUUCCUAUCCAUGGGAAAAGUACAGACUUACAGAUCCGAGAUUUUGGUCUAAGUCAGAUGCUCAAGUUACCUUCUGCAUUUGGUAACAUCUAUUUAGGCGAGAACUUUAGUACGUUAGUCAGCAUCAAGAUUGAAUUACAGACAUCCUCUCAACGGUUUGUUUUAUCAGAUACAGCAUCACAGACCACCUUAGAGACACAGGUUACCUUGGAUACCACUGUAUCACAUGAAAUCAAAGAACUCGGUGUCCAUAUCUUGGUCUGUUCAGUCCAAUACACAACUCAAGAUGGUAAAAAACGUCAUUUUCGUAAAUUCUACAAGUUUCAAGUGUCUAAUCCACUGGCUGUCAAGACAAAACUCAAUAAUCUCAUGGAUGGCCGUGUCUUUCUUGAAGCACAGAUUCAGAAUGUGUCUGCAGGCCCUAUGUUUCUUGAACGCAUGAAAUUUGAGCCCUCAGAGUACUUUGUGUUUGAAGAUCUCAAUCGUGUGGUGGGUCAAGACAAGACUGUCUUUGGGGAUCAUUUUAUUCACCCUCAAGAUGUACGUCAAUAUCUCUAUAUGUUAUCACCCAAUACAGACCAUGACCGUAUUUCUCGUACGACCAAUGCCUUAGGUAAACUGGAUAUUGUAUGGCGAUCCUAUAUGGGUGAUCUAGGUCGUUUACAGACAUCUCAAUUGACCAGAAAGGCACCUAUGCUAGAAGAUAUUGAAGUGGGGCCUUGUUCAGAUCAGGAAGAUGUGUCUGUUGUGCUAGAGACACCUUUUAGACUAGGCAUUCGUGUCAAGAACCAUUCGAAUGAGAACAUGAAACUUGUGCUAAGUGCUAUCAAGACUAAAAUGGGCUCUGUCCUCUUGAGUGGUCUCAGCAGUCGACCCUUGGGUGAAUUACAACCCGGUCAAUCGACUCAGACACACGUUGAAUUCUUCCCUUUAACACCUGGCUUACAGCGCGUAGGUGGGUUACGCGUGAUGGAUUUGUUAUCGGGCUAUACAAAAGAAAUCGAUCAUUUGUGUGAUAUUUUUGUCAUGUCGCAUGCCUCUGAUACCUUUUUAUAAAUCUUGACUUGUUAAGUUUCUAAGCAUGACAUACAAUGACGAAAUAAAAGAAAGUAUAUAAAUAACAUAUGAA
Messenger RNA from Gilbertella persicaria, 1407 nucleotides. RefSeq lists its product as uncharacterized. Gene Ontology annotation, cellular component: TRAPPIII protein complex. The coding region runs from base 63 to 1334 and encodes 423 amino acids. The transcript has 2 exons. NCBI's taxonomy places the organism in Eukaryota, Fungi, Mucoromycota, Mucoromycetes, Mucorales, Choanephoraceae. The record is from RefSeq and is a predicted model, not a curated record.